Caenorhabditis bovis is the source of this 1671-nucleotide messenger RNA. Lineage: Eukaryota; Metazoa; Nematoda; Chromadorea; Rhabditida; Rhabditidae. The record is from the annotation of a GenBank genome assembly.
AUGAGACAGCUGAAAAAUUGGCCAUCGUUGGAGAUAAAGACCCGACAAAUCAACGAUAAGAUCUACGGCCACAUUGUUUUACAUCAUCCGCUCGAGAAGCUUGUCGACUCUCGGGCAUUUCAGCGGCUUCAUUUGCUCAAACAAACGGGUCUCGUUUAUCGGGUUUAUCCAGAGUGUGAACACUCAAGAUUUGUACAUUCACUAGGAACUUAUGAAUUAGCUCGACAGUAUAUGGAACAACUCAGAACACGUCAGGCGGGAUGGAACCGAACUAAAAGAAGUGACGAGGAUAGCGAAGAAAUCGAGAAUAUUACUUCCGCUGACGUUUUAUGCGUUUGCAUUGCCGCACUUUUUCACGAUAUUGGCCAUGGACCAUUUUCACAUCUCUUCGAUGGUGAGUAUCGUAAACGACUUGGCAAAUCUUGGAAGCACGAAGACAUGUCGACUCGAAUUAUCGAUUACUUCUUCCUGGAAAAUCCACGAAUAAGAAAGAUUUUCGAACCUUAUUUGGGCCUCGAUGAUGCUACAUAUCGACAAAAUAUCGUUUUUAUCAAGGAGCUUAUCAACAGCAAAGAUAUUUUGAGUAUUCGAAAUAUCGACGGAAUCGAAGAUUUAAAACAGAAAGAAAAUGAAAAUCGAAAAUCGUGGUCAAUGAAAGGAAGACCAAUCGAAAAAUCGUUUCUGUAUGAUAUCGUCUCGAAUGCUCAAAGUGGACACGACGUCGAUAAAAUGGAUUAUCUUCUCAGGGACUCAAUUGCUUCGAAUGUUUCGAUUAAUCUGAAUUUUAACACAAUUCAAAGGUUGAUUGGCACACUGAGAAUUGUUCGUGAUCCAAAUACGGGCACUCUUCGAAUCGGUUAUCCAUCGAAAUGUACGAAUGAUAUCAAGGCGAUCGGAGAUGCUAGACAGGAACUUCAUUCGAAAGUGUAUCAGCACAAGACCGUUCGAGGAAUGGAAUUAAUAAUGGUAGACGCCUUGGUCGCCGCGUCUCCUUAUUUGGAAUAUCAAGGAUCAGAUCGUAAAUACAAAUUACACGAGGUUUUCGAUGAUGUCGAAGCUUUCUUGCAAACUAGCGAUUUCGUUGAGCAAGAGAUUUUAAACUCCACUCGUGAAGAAUUGAAGCCUGCAAAGGAAUUAAUUGAGAAACUUUUGACACGAAAUAUCUACAAAAAGAUAAAUUCUCGUGAAGUUUCGCCGCUCAAAGCAAAGAAUAUCGACAUCAAUAAUGGAAAUAUUACUUUGCAACAAGCAUUGGAUCAAAUUACAAAAAGAAUGCUUUCAAGACAUGAAGGACAUUCGGAGAAGUUUGUCGUCUUGGCACGAGACCUUGGAAAAGGACUUGAUGCUGAAACUCAUCCCGUUGUUCGUCAAAUUUUCUAUGAUGAUAAUGCAGAUUGCGGAGAUGAGCCACCAGUUGGGCAUUAUGUUGAUGAUGAAUUCGUAGAAACAAAUUACCCACAAACCGCUUCUAAAUGGGAAUUCUUCGUGCUUGUCGAUCGAAGUUUGGAUAGUCAAACUCAGACAAUGAUCGGCCACAGUCUUAACGAAGCCAUGGCUGAAAUAAGCGGUGAUCAACACAUUAUCUAUUUGCAGGGUCGAACCCACCAAUCAUCCGCCGUUCGCAUCCUUUUCACUCAAUACGUCAACGAGAGCAAUGUUGUUUGUAAAUAG